Condylostylus longicornis is the source of this 3964-nucleotide messenger RNA. It is a transcript of the gene Elp1, whose product is annotated as elongator complex protein 1. NCBI's taxonomy places the organism in Eukaryota, Metazoa, Arthropoda, Insecta, Diptera, Dolichopodidae. Bases 105 to 3884 code for a protein of 1259 amino acids. The record is from RefSeq and is a predicted model, not a curated record. Gene Ontology annotation, cellular component: cytosol; elongator holoenzyme complex. Gene Ontology annotation, molecular function: tRNA binding; protein binding. The transcript is spliced from 8 exons. Gene Ontology annotation, biological process: tRNA wobble base 5-methoxycarbonylmethyl-2-thiouridinylation.
AAAAAAUGUGACAUACCAUGUGCGCUGUAAAUCAACAAAUAAUAAAAUAAAGGUGUCAUCAGUUUUUUAAUUAUAAAAAGUGAAAAAUAAAAUAAAUAACAAAGAUGAAAAAUUGCGUUCUUUUAUAUAAUUUAAAGUAUGACAUAGGGGUAAAAAAUACGAAAUUAUUAACCGUUGACCCUGAUAACUCAGGAAGAAUAUUUAUUGCAACUAGAACUGCAAUUUAUAGCUUUAAUCAAGGCCAUCUUGACAAAAUUUAUGAACUUUCAAAAAUUGAAGAAGAAAUUGUGUCGUUCGAGUACUUAAGUCUCAGCAAUGAAAUAGUUUUUGCAACAAAAUGCGGCGUAGUGAAUUUGGUAAAUAUACAUCACAAAUUUAGUGAAGAGGUUACAUUUUGCGAAGGAGGUAUUGAAAAAAUGAGUUGGAGUCCUGAUCAAGAGAUUGUAACUUUUGUAACAAAAUCAAAGUCGCUUGUAGUAAUGUCAAGUAGUUAUGAUCCAAUAUCAGAGACAGUUUUGGAUGAUAUGAGUUCAUUUGGUGAUGGUGAAUUUAUUACAGUCGGAUGGGGUAAAAAAGAAACACAAUUUCAUGGAUCCGUAGGAAAACAAGCAGCAAAAGAAAAAAAGUUAUUUAUUGAACCAAGUAAUAUUGAACAAUUGCCUCAAGAUAUAAAUAUUUCGUGGAGAGCCGAUGGCGAACUAUUUGCAGUAUCUUUUGUAGGAGUGUAUGGAAGGAUGUUUAAAGUUUUUAAUAGGGAAGGAAUGUUACAAUACACUUCUGAAAAAGCAAAUGACUUAGGGGAAUGCAUAUCAUGGAGGCCUUCAGGAAAUUGGAUAUGUGUACCACAUAAGCUUCCAAAUAAAUAUACUAUAGGUCUUUUUGAAAAAAACGGACUUAGACAUCGCGAAUUAGUGCUUCCCUUCCAACAAAUAGAAGAAAACGUCAAAUAUAUAACAUGGAGUACAGAUUCUGAAAUUUUAACAAUCGAAACUGAACAAGAUGAUAAGUCAAACAUUUACCUUUACACUAUUUGCAAUUAUCACUGGUAUUUAAAAAAUUCUCUAAAUUUUACAAAAAAAAUAUGUUUUAUGUCGUGGGAUUGUGGGAUUCAGCAAAAUAAAAAAUUGCAUAUAUUAAUGGAAGACGGAGAAUAUAUUAUUUAUAGAUGGCAUUUUUCUGUUCAAUAUUCUCAUGGUGAAACGGAAAGAAAUCAAGCCGUAGUAGCAGUAAUUGAUGGAAAAAAUUUAUUGCUGACAGAUUUUCGAAAUCGGAUUGUACCACCACCAAUGUCAAGUUACAAAUAUGAACAUUCCUCAAAUUUGAAUGUGUGUGGUUUUCUUAAUUUUUCAGUAGACUCCGAAAAUGAUUUAAAUAAGCUUUAUGUAGUUGAUGCACAAAAUAGUAUUUUAUUUUUCCACAUAAAAUUUGAGAAAACUUCACAUACAACCGUUAUAAAAUCAUUGGAGCUGAUAUCUUCACAAAAAUUUGAUAAUAAUUUAUUAAAAAAUGCUCACCAGUUUGCAUGGCUUAAUGAAAACCAAGUAAUCUUUUGCACAUCAGACAAAGGAAAUAGUGUGGUAAAUUUAAUAAAUUUAAAUGAUAACUUGCAAACAAUACAAAAACAUCAAACAAAUGGAAUUAUUGGAAAUCUUGCGGUUAUCAAUAAAAGCGAAUUUUUGGUGAAUUUUUUGGAUGGCGAAACGCAAAUCUACAACGUGAGCAAUUGUAAUCUAGAAAAUUCUUUAUUCAUGAAUGAAGGUACAUACUGUGAAAAAAUUGAAUGUGCUGUUAAGCAAGAAGAAAUUAAACUAAUAGGUUUAAAUGAUAGCAAUAAUUUAUAUAUUAAUGGAAUUAAAAUAUCAGAAAAUGUAACUUCAUUUAUUCCUUCGGAAAAUUAUUUGGUGUUUACCCAACUAAAUUGUAUAAAAUUUCUUCGUUAUGAUUUGAAUAAGGUUGUUGAAGAACGGAAGAUCGAAAGAGGCGGAAAAUUGAUAACUAUUGUCUCUUGUGACUCAAGAACAGUUCUUCAAAUGCCUAGAGGAAAUUUAGAAGUUAUUAGCCCAAGAACGCUGUCUUUGGAGAUAGUUAAAAAGUACUUGAAUUCUCUUCAAUAUUUUAAAGCGUUCGACUUUUUGCGUAAACAAAGGAUCAACUUAAAUAUAAUAUUUGACCAUAAUCCUCAAAAAUUUACGGAAAAUAUUGACAUAUUUUUAAAUGAAAUUGUUAGUGAAAAUUGGUUAAAUUUGUUUAUAUCAGAUUUACAAAAUGAAGAUUGCACAAAAACAAUGUAUUCUGGUAACUAUAUUGAGGCAGAAAAAUGUUACCUAGAAAAUUAUAAGGUAGAAGAGAAAGUAAGAUUUGUCUGUGAAAAAUUGAAUCAAAAGAUGGAAACGCGAAAUUCUUUAAAUUAUUUACUUCCGAUUGUCACCACAUAUGUGAAAAUUGGAAAUUUAGAAAAGUGUUUGCAAAUUAUAUGGAAUGAAAAAAAACAAGAAGCUGAAUUGAACGAACAAAAUGUUUCCCCUGCAAAAAAUUUGUCCGAAAAGGCGUUAAAAUAUCUAUUAUAUUUGGUUGACGUAAAUGAAUUAUAUAAUGUAGCUUUAGGUAUGUACGAUUUCAGUUUAGUUCUUUACAUAGCGACAAAAUCACAAAAGGAUCCAAAAGAAUAUAUUCCAUUCUUGAAUGAAUUAAAAAAACACGAAGAAAAUUAUAGAAAGUUUAAAAUCGAUUUGCAUUUAAAGAGAUAUGAAAGUGCUUUGGUUCACGUUGCACAAUGCCAAGAUUCAGAAAAAUUUGAGGAAGCUAUAGAAUUCAUUGUAGAAAAGAAGUUGUAUCAGAAGGCAUUGCAGGUUUAUGAAAAUAAUUUAAAUUAUUAUAAAAGAAUUUGCAAAGCAUUUGCUGACUAUUUACGGACUCAAGGAAAAUUAAAUAAUGCAAGUAUUAUGUAUGAAAGGGCAGGUGAUAUGCAACAAGCAAUAUUAAGUGCAAAACAUGUCAAUGAUUGGAAACGAUGUAUAUUAUUAACAAAAACUUUGCAUAAAGGCGAUGAAGAUCAACUAAAAUGUAUUGCCCUUUCGCUCGCAGUUUCUUUAGAAGAAGCAGGUGAUUAUAAUGAUGCUUUUUAUAUUUUGAAAAACUUCGUUAAGGAUGAUGAAAAAGCUAUAAACUGCUUAUUAAAUGGAAAGUUAUUCAACAAAGCAUUAUAUGAAGCGAAAAUUAUUUCAAGCAUACCAUUAGAAAAUCAAAUUGUUUCUUCAAUUUUACACUACUAUGAAGCAAUUACAAGUACUAUUCAAACAGACCACGAAACAUUCUUAAACUAUAGAAAUCGUUUAGUAGUUGUUCGUAAGUUAAAAUCUGAAAAAGAUAAUUUAAAUUAUAUUGAAAAUGAUAUUGAUGAAUGUGAUCUGCUGUCUGAUACAACAAGCUUACAUUCAUCUUCACAUACAAGGAGUUCAAAAGGCACAGGUAAAACUUUUAGAUCUAGUAAAAAUAGAAGGAAACAUGAAAGAAAGCUGUUGAGUCUAAAAGAAGGCAACCCUUUCGAAGAUGUUGCUUUAAUUGAUGCCAUUCAUAACUUAUUAACCAAAAUAAUAAAUCAACAAGCUCAUAUACGUGAUAUUUGUCAAUCCUUGAUUGAAAUCGGAAAGGAUAACUUAGGAAGACAUCUGCAAAAAAUAUUUAAAAAUUUAUUACAGUUAAUAAAAGAAUCGUUAGAAAUAAUUUGGAUUCCUGAAAUGGAAACAAAUGCACCACUGUUGACUGGAAUCAAUAUAGAUUAUGUUCAGUAUCAAAAUGCUCAACAUUAUGCAUUGUUAACUCCUUUAAAACGAUUUAAACCUGAACUUAACAUUAUUGAUUGGGAGCAUGAUAUUUUACUUUAACGAGGUUAGAUUGAAGAAAAUAUAUGUAAAUUAAAUAAACAAUUAUUUUGUAAUUGAUUUUUAUUAAAAUUAUUAUAUAA